Messenger RNA from Danaus plexippus (monarch butterfly), 315 nucleotides. It is a transcript of the gene RpS29, whose product is annotated as small ribosomal subunit protein uS14. Bases 102 to 272 code for a protein of 56 amino acids. Gene Ontology annotation, cellular component: cytosolic small ribosomal subunit; ribosome. Gene Ontology annotation, biological process: translation. The transcript is spliced from 3 exons. Gene Ontology annotation, molecular function: zinc ion binding; structural constituent of ribosome. The record is from RefSeq and is a predicted model, not a curated record. NCBI's taxonomy places the organism in Eukaryota, Metazoa, Arthropoda, Insecta, Lepidoptera, Nymphalidae.
UUGACAUAUGUCAUUUAUCUCGCCACCUUGAGAUUUCUUUUCGAUUCGUUCACGCGCCAUUUUGGACGUAGUUCCGAAAAUUUGUGAAUAAUCUCAAUAAAAUGGGCCACGCAAACAUUUGGUUUUCUCACCCACGUCGUUACGGACAGGGAUCUCGCUCAUGCCGAGCCUGCUCAAACAGACACGGGCUGAUCCGCAAAUACGGUCUGAACAUUUGCCGUCAGUGCUUCAGAGAAUAUGCCAAUGACAUUGGAUUCAAGAAGCUGGACUAAGGAGUAUGUCGAGUUCUAGGUUAAUAAACAUUUAAGCCCCUUU